Messenger RNA from Scutellospora calospora, 258 nucleotides. The record is from the annotation of a GenBank genome assembly. Lineage: Eukaryota; Fungi; Glomeromycota; Glomeromycetes; Diversisporales; Gigasporaceae.
AUGAGUCAAAAAACAAAUAGUUUAAGAGAUAUUGUUUUAUCGGAAAAAAUUUAUAAUUUUAAUGGUUUUGAAGAAAUUAAAAAUAAUAGAGAAAGAAGAGUUAUGAUAGAAAGAGAAUAUAAUAAGAUUUGGAAAUCUUUAGCAUUUUAUGUUUUUGGUCGUUCUGGAACUGGAAAGACAAGUUUUGUGGAAAAAUUAUUUGGAAAAGAAUUAUAUAAUAAAUCAAAUUUAACAAAAAGUGGAAAUAUUGGAAAUAUA